GGCCGCCCCGAUAAACUCGAGACGCUCGGAAGGAAUUGCCAGUAAACUUAGCGAUGAUCACAUAGUACUAGAUCGAUAGACGGGCGGUCAGUGCGCAGUGCAUAUAAACCUGUAUGCUUGCUCACAGCCGGCCAUCACGAACUUGCUGAGGCAAGACACGUCCACACUGGAUUCGCCUUCUCUUCCUCCUAGUUCCCCCAAGGUCUCACCAGCAGCGUUGCAGUCAUGUCAGGUUUCCAGCACUCAGAUCUUCAAGAUAUAGGCUCCAAGGCCGCAGUAUCUGAGAGCAGCGACGUGGAAAAGCAAGGGCUGGGGACAAACGCAAAGCCUCGGGCCAUUCCUUCUCAGCCAAAAAGUCUUGGAGCAGGUACUGCACUUCCAAUAGGCGUGUUUGCAACAACGUUGACCACACUAUCACUGAGUUUGAUGGAAUGGCGUGGGGUGACUACUGACAAUGUGUUCAUCGCCAACUUCUUUUUUGCCGCUGCUUUUGGUUUGGUGGUCACCGCUCAAUGGGAGUUAGCUAUCGGAAAUGGCUUCUCAUAUACGGUCUUCAGUGCUUUUGGUCUUUUCUACGCAGGUUACGGGGCCAUUUUAACGCCUGCAUUUGGAGUUGCAGCUGCAUACGGAGAUGAUGUUCAACAAUACAACAAUGCAUUGGGCUUCUUCGUCAUAUUGUGGACAGUUUUCGUGCUCACUUUCCUGGUAGCUUCCCUGCCGACGAACUUGGUUUAUAUUUGGAUAUUCUUUACCGUUGACCUCGCCUUUCUUCUCAUAGCUGCGAGCUAUUUCGCUGCGGCAGACGGAAACCACACAGCCGCUAUCGGGCUGAAAAAGGCGGGAGGAGUAUUCUGCUUCUUAGCUGGCCUUGUUGGAUGGUAUUUGACGUUCGCAUUAUUGCUCAAGGAUUCGCUCAUAGAUCUUCCGUUAGGAGAUACGUCAAGAUAUUUUGGCAAAGUAAAAAAGCAUGAUUAAAUAAAAUGAUGCACACUUAUGCAGACCUUGAUAAUAAAUAUGUAAAUGUCAUAUCCUUAA
Messenger RNA from Truncatella angustata, 1035 nucleotides. RefSeq names its product GPR1/FUN34/yaaH family-domain-containing protein. NCBI's taxonomy places the organism in Eukaryota, Fungi, Ascomycota, Sordariomycetes, Amphisphaeriales, Sporocadaceae. The transcript has 5 exons. The record is from RefSeq and is a predicted model, not a curated record. Gene Ontology annotation, molecular function: acetate transmembrane transporter activity. Gene Ontology annotation, cellular component: plasma membrane. Bases 226 to 975 code for a protein of 249 amino acids.